Manacus vitellinus (golden-collared manakin) is the source of this 2471-nucleotide messenger RNA. RefSeq names its product solute carrier family 26 member 11 (gene SLC26A11). Gene Ontology annotation, molecular function: sulfate transmembrane transporter activity. The annotation marks the transcript as partial. The transcript has 14 exons. The record is from RefSeq and is a predicted model, not a curated record. NCBI's taxonomy places the organism in Eukaryota, Metazoa, Chordata, Aves, Passeriformes, Pipridae. Gene Ontology annotation, cellular component: membrane. Gene Ontology annotation, biological process: transmembrane transport.
CCCGAGAUCAGCCCAGCCCUCCUCGCCGGGAGGUUUCUGGCCUCUCCCAGCUCCCAGCGUUGUGCCAGUGCCCCUUCUGCCCCCCUGCAGUAUGGCCUCUAUUCCUCCUUCAUGGGCUGCUUCGUCUACUUCUUCCUGGGCACUGCCAAGGACGUGACGCUGGGUCCCACGGCCAUCAUGUCCCUGCUCGUCUCCUCGUACGCGUUCCACGAGCCUGUCUAUGCCGUCCUGCUCGCCUUCCUCUCUGGCUGCAUCCAGCUGGCCAUGGGGCUCCUGCACCUCGGAUUCCUUCUGGAUUUCAUUUCCUGCCCUGUCAUUAAAGGGUUCACAUCGGCUGCUUCCAUCACCAUUAGCUUCAACCAGAUCAAGAACAUCCUGGGGCUGCAGGGGAUCCCGCGGCAGUUUUUCCUGCAGGUGUAUGAGACGCUGCGGAGGAUCAGGGAGACCAGGUCGGCACCUUCCCCACUCCCUCCCCUGCAGCUGUGGGGUCUCAGGCUCUGCCACUUCGCUCCUCAUCUCUAUGGGUGGUCCUGCUACUGUGCAUACCCCUUCCUAAGGCUUGGAAGUCCUUGGCAGCUCAGAUACCCAUCUCCAGCCAUCCCUCCUGCUGCCCUGGGCUCUGGGCGGGUUUCCAGGGUUGCUCUCUCCUCUGCAGCACGCAACGCCCUCGUCGUCCUGUUUGCUGGCCUGGUUGCUUACUCCUUCCAGGUGAUGGGCUCCCAGCCCCUCACGCUCACGGGCAGCAUCCCCCGGGGCCUCCCUGCCUUCCGGCUGCCGCGCUUCUCCCUGGCAGCACCCAACGGCACCGUCCCCUUCCCGAGCAUGGUGGAGGACAUGGGGGUCGGGCUGGCCGUGGUCCCGCUCAUGGGCCUGCUGGAGACCAUCGCCAUUGCCAAGGCUUUUGCCUCGCAGAAUGGUUACAGGAUUGACCCCAACCAGGAGCUGCUGGCUCUGGGUGUUGCCAACAUCCUGGGCUCCUUCGUCUCGUCGUAUCCCAUCACAGGCAGCUUUGGCCGGACGGCGGUGAACGCGCAGUCAGGGGUCUGCACCCCUGCGGGAGGGCUCGUCACAGGUGCCCUGGUCCUGCUCUCACUGGCCUACCUCACCUCGCUCUUCUACUACAUCCCCAAGGCGGCCCUGGCCGCCGUCAUCAUCUCGGCCGUGCUGCCCAUGUUCGACGUGGGGAUCUUCAGGACGCUCUGGCGGGUUAAGAGGCUGGACCUUGUGCCCCUCUGUGUGACGUUCCUGCUCUGCUUCUGGGAGGUCCAGUAUGGAAUUGUGGCUGGGGUGCUGGUCUCAGGGAUUCUCCUGCUCUACUCCAUUGCCAGGCCCCCAAUAAAGGUGUCGGAGGGGGACGUGCUCCUCGUGCAGCCGGGGAGCAGCCUGCACUUCCCAGCCAUCGAGUGCCUCCGGGACACGGUGUGCAGCCGUGCUCUGGCAGCAUCUCCACCACGCUCCGUCAUCCUGGACUGUUGCCACAUCAGCAGCAUUGAUUACACGGUGGUGGUGGGGCUGGCAGAGCUGCUGCAGGAGCUGCACAGGAGGGGCCUGCUCCGUGCUGGCACAGACCUCAGCCUCAUCUCAGACACGCAGCUGCUGCAGGAGCUGCACAAGCACGGCCUCUCACUGGCUUUCUGUGGCCUGAAGGACCCCGUUCUCCAAGUCCUCCUGUCCGCCGACUUAGAAGGAUUCCAGCAUUUCCCCAGCCAGGAGGAGGCAGAGCGGUGCAGAGGAGCAGAGCUGUGGGACAGCAGGACCGACCCCUUCACCAGCACCACCGAGAGCUCGGGGCUCAUCCAGUGAGUGAGGAGUCACCAUUUGUGCUGGGGUUGAAUGUCCUGGGACACCCCAGUGACAUCAACACCCUCUGCGGGAGCCGCCUGCCCCUGCCCAGCUCCUGGGCAGCUGGGGAUGGACUGUCCCCAUGUCCCACACCAGGGAGGGCAGAGCAGCACCAGCCCAACCCCACACAGGCUGAGGUGAGCACUGGGACCAGGGGUCUGCUGGUCCCACACCUGCCCCCAGCCCCAUGGGGCUCUGGCACCUCGCCUACUCCACAGGUCGAGGGCAGGCACUCCCUGGAAGGGAUCAGUGGGACAAAACCAUUCCCUGUCCCGGUGAUCAGUGCAAAGCUGUCCCUCCUUCACAGAGCUGCUGUCUUUUUUUAAUCCACUGUUUUAAUUCUGGACAUUUUUCAUGUUCUGGGGCACACCGACGGCGUGCUCUCCUCAGAGAGUUUCAGGGCUGCUGGCGCUGCCCUCCAGCCCGAGGGCAUGUGACAGCUCAGCAAAACAUCCGGGACUGAUCCCUCGUUUGUGGGUGUUGUGCCAAGCGCUGCCCGGGGGCAGGGCCGGGCUGUCCCCCUGGGGUGCAGCCUGUUACAGCAGCCCGGUGGGGCUGGGCAGGGUCGGGAGUUGAAUUUUCCUGAGCAGCCCUCCGCUGGCACCCAGCAGGGAGGGUGUAAUAAAUCA